Messenger RNA from Monascus purpureus, 1131 nucleotides. The record is from the annotation of a GenBank genome assembly. NCBI's taxonomy places the organism in Eukaryota, Fungi, Ascomycota, Eurotiomycetes, Eurotiales, Aspergillaceae.
AUGUCGUCCGGAUUCGCCGAUUUCGACGCUGGCCACCGCGACCUUGUCACGGUCACCAAGUUCAACUUCUAUGGCAAUCGAAUUGUGACGGCAUCGUCGGACCAUCGUAUGAAGGUCUGGGACUUGAAGGAUGAUGAGUGGCAAUUGACAGACACCUGGCGCGCUCAUGACGCUGAAAUCCGAGAUGCAACAUGGAACGGCCCCUUUACAGGUCAGCACAUUGGCAGUGUGGGUGAAGAUAUGCGAUUCAAAGUUUGGCAGGAAGAUGUAACCCAACCGCCUAAUUCCGGCCGGCGUUUCAGGUCUAUCUAUCGGAUGACCGCGCCGCAACGGUACCCAUAUGUUUCGCUGGACUUUCGCAACAUCGAUCUGGAUACAUGGCUAGCCUUAAUCACGAGGGAUGGUUUCCUGAGGAUCAUGGAACCCGUCACCGCUGAUAGUCUUGCGGACUGGCAGGUUCUCGACGAAUUCCGAGUUUGUCCAGCACCCCAACGCGGAGAAGAGACCAGUUUCAGAGUUCAAUUCCACCAUGACCCCACUGAUAUCACGCACUCGCUUCUUCCUAGCUGGGAUCGCAAAAGUCUGUCGCUAGUUGUUGCUGCCAUGGAUACCGUCAAGGUAUAUCGAACCGACGCCAACCGUCGAUUUUACCACGCGAUUGAGCUGAGUGGGCAUGGCGGCCUUGUUAGGGAUAUCUCCUGGGCCAAUGGCUCGGUUCGGGGACAUGAUCUCAUUGCCAGCGGCUGCAGGGACGGCUUUGUUCGAAUUUUUGAAGUGUACACGUCAGUCGCAAAUAGCGGAUCACAGAGUGCUAGUAACCGGAACUCCGAACAUCAUACAGCAUCACCCUCAACUCGCCCGGCGGCCCAGGCGCAGUCAGGCAUUGGUUCUGCUCUUGCUAACCGUGCUCCUGCACUUGCGCAUAAUCGGCAGGCAGCCCAUAACUCUCAGUUCAAACAUUCACACAAGGAAGCCGCAUGUAUUGACAGCAGGCAUCUUGAUGUGUGGAAAGUAGAGUUCUCUUAUACAGGCGACUGCCUCAUUUCAUCGGGUGACGAUGGUACUGUUCGAUUCUGGAAGAAGUCACUGUCAGGUGAAUGGAUGGAAUACGCUGAGGCCAAUAUGGCAUAA